This is a messenger RNA of Tauraco erythrolophus (red-crested turaco), 1504 nucleotides long. The record is from RefSeq and is a predicted model, not a curated record. Lineage: Eukaryota; Metazoa; Chordata; Aves; Musophagiformes; Musophagidae.
GUUCGAGAGCACUGUGCAGGCUGGCAAACUGCAGGACCUGAUCAACCGGAGUAAGAUGGCGAGGUGUAGAGGACGAUUCGUUUGCCCAGUCAUUCUGUACAAGGGAAAGCAUAUUUGCAGAUCAGCAACACUGGCCGGCUGGGGAGAGCUCUAUGGGCGCACUGGCUACAACUAUAUCUUCUCAGGGGGUUCUGAUGAUGCCUGGGCAGAUGCAGAAGACAUUUCAGAGGAAGAUUCUGCACUUAGGAAUGCAGACUCCCAGCUGUUCGACAAGGUCAGAGGGCACGACAUCAAGCUGCUUCGAUACCUGUCUGUCCGAUAUAUCUGUGACCUGAUGGUGGAAAACAAGAAGGUGAAGUUUGGCUUGAAUGUGACAUCCUCUGAGAAGGUGGACAAAGCUCAACGUUAUGCCGACUUCACGCUUCUCUCCAUCCCAUAUCCAGGCUGUGAAUUUUUUAAGGAGUACAAAGACCGGGAUUAUACAGCUGAAGGUCUCAUAUUUAACUGGAAACAGGAUUACGUCGAUGCUCCACUAAGCAUCCCAGUCUUUCUGACCCAAUCUCUGAAUAUUGAUUGGAGCGAGUACCAGAGCUGGGACCUUGUGCAACAGACACAGAACUACCUGAAGCUGCUGAUCUCCAUCAUCAAUAGUGAUGAUGACAGCGGGCUCCUGGUGCACUGUAUAUCCGGCUGGGAUCGAACGCCUCUCUUCAUCUCCUUAUUGCGCCUCUCCUUAUGGGCUGAUGGGCUGAUCCACGCAUCCCUGGAGCCAUCUGAGAUUCUCUACCUGACAGUGGCCUAUGAUUGGUUUCUCUUUGGGCACAUGUUAGUCGAUCGACUCAGUAAAGGAGAAGAGAUUUUCUUUUUCUGCUUCAAUUUUCUGAAGCACAUCACCUCUGAGGAGUUCUCUGCUCUGAAGUCACAGAGAAGGAAGAGCUUGCCACCUGGCUUCACCCUGGAAGAGAUCUGCAUGCUCAAGCAGAGAGACCGAGGCAGCACCACAAGUCUGAGCAGCGACUUCUCCCUGGGGAUGGAAAGUUCCCCUGGAGCAGCUGGAAGCUUCACCUAUGAAGCAGUGGAGCUGAUGCCAGCAGGAGCACAGGCUCAAGCAGCAUGGAGGAAGAGCUGUGCAUCGUCACCACAAGCCGUGCUCUGGAGCAGGGCACAGCAAUCUGAAGACAGGCUGCCUUCCACAGGGAUGGUCGAAGUCAAGUCCUCCAGCUCCUCCUCAUCAACCCAUUCUGAUAACUUCCUGAGGCUUGGAAGCAGCCCACUGGAAGUGCCUAGAUCCAGAUCGGCGGACCAUUCUUUGCCUGGAUCUUCCGUUUCCACAGACUUUGGCAGCUGGCAGAUGGUGACAGGGUGUGGCAGUAUUCGGGAGCAGGCAAUCCUGAGCGCAGACGCCUCUCUCCCUUGCAGCUUUCCGGAUGAGUUCCCUAGCACUUGCCUGCUGCUGUCAGCGAGUGACCGUGAGUCCCGGCUGGAAGAAGUGCGUUCCGCCUUC